UAACAAGGCAUAAUUAACCAGAAAGGCAAAGUAAAGUAGGUUGGGUUGAAAUGAAUAUCUGGUUGAGAAAGAAAAUUGGUUGACUUUAAGCAUGAAAAAUGCGUUUGCGAUCAUCAAAAGUUGAUAAUCAACAUUAUCAUCUUCAUCUUCAUCUCUCUAUCAACUAAUCACUCCCUGAAUAUCUUCACAUUUCACCAAUUUUUCUUUUUCUUUUUCCUCUUCUUUUUUUCCCUGUUUACCAUCAAAAGCAAUCGAAACCAAUCGAAACCAAUCAACAUCAAUUACAAUCAACCAUCAAAGGAGAACCAAUGGAUGAAAAAGAGAGGAGAAAGGCUGAAGUCCGAGCUCGCCUUGAAGCUCAAGCUCGUAAGAAGCGAGGUUUCAUGACUCCUGAAAGGAAGAAGCGACUCAGGAAUUUACUUCGACGAAAAGCUGCUGAAGCAUUGAAAAGGGAACAAGAACGAAAAGCCGAGGAAAGACGAAGAAUCAUAAGAGAGCGAACAGGAACCCCGAAAAAUUUGGACGGUGUUAAUGAAGCAACUCUUCAAUCCAUUGUGAAGGAAUAUUAUAAAAGGAUUCAAGAUCUUGAGAGUAAAAAAUGGGAUCUUGAAAGAGCAACCAGAGUUAAAGAGAUCGAGUUGAAGGAACUCCAAGAGAAAGUUAAUGAUCUAAAGGGUAAAUUUGUUAUCCCACCAUUGAAGAAAGUAUCAAAAACUGCUAAUCAAUUGGAAAAGAUUCGCAUGUUCACCGCUCGAGUUAGCCAAAUGGAUUAUCGUAAUCAACUGAAACAAGUUCAAAAAAAGGAUUAUCGUUUGGAGGACGAUGAUGAAGUUGUUAGCAAAACAUCUAAACCUGAAUGGGCUCAACCUAAAAGCAAGACAACCUCAGUAUCUGAAGCAGUUUCCGAGGUUGUCUCUGAUGCUGAACAAGAUGAUUAUUGAAUGUAUUAAUUGUUGCAAAAUGAGCGUAAAAUUAUCAAUAAAAUAAACUAAUCAUUUAUUUAAAAUUAAA
This is a messenger RNA of Tetranychus urticae (two-spotted spider mite), 1011 nucleotides long. RefSeq names its product troponin I. Gene Ontology annotation, cellular component: troponin complex. Gene Ontology annotation, biological process: muscle contraction. NCBI's taxonomy places the organism in Eukaryota, Metazoa, Arthropoda, Arachnida, Trombidiformes, Tetranychidae. The record is from RefSeq and is a predicted model, not a curated record.